This is a messenger RNA of Trichosurus vulpecula (common brushtail), 351 nucleotides long. Its product is annotated as 10 kDa heat shock protein, mitochondrial-like. Bases 1 to 351 code for a protein of 116 amino acids. Lineage: Eukaryota; Metazoa; Chordata; Mammalia; Diprotodontia; Phalangeridae. The record is from RefSeq and is a predicted model, not a curated record. Gene Ontology annotation, cellular component: mitochondrial matrix. The transcript has a single exon. Gene Ontology annotation, molecular function: metal ion binding; ATP binding; protein folding chaperone.
AUGGCAGGGCAAGCUUUUGGAAAGUUUCUUCCCCUCUUGGACCGAGUUUUGGUUGAAAGGAGUGCUGCUGAGACUGUUACUAAAGGAGGUAUGCUUCCAGAAAAAUCUCAAGGAAAAGUAUUACAUGCAACGGCAGUAGCUGUUGGAUCAGGAUCUAAAGGAAAGAGUGGAGAAAUUCAACCAGUUAGUGUGAAAGUUGGAGAUAAAGUUCUUCUUCCAGAAUAUGUUGGAACCAAAGUAGUUAUACAAGACAAGGACUAUUUCUUAUUUAGAGAUAGUGACAUUCUGGGGGAAAUACAUGGACUGAAAUCACUCAUGAAGUGGUCUCAUGAAAGUUGUCCGUUCCAGUGA